This is a messenger RNA of Salpingoeca rosetta, 1030 nucleotides long. RefSeq lists its product as uncharacterized. The transcript is spliced from 8 exons. The record is from RefSeq and is a predicted model, not a curated record. Lineage: Eukaryota; Choanoflagellata; Craspedida; Salpingoecidae. The coding region runs from base 95 to 1030 and encodes 311 amino acids. Gene Ontology annotation, biological process: translation. Gene Ontology annotation, cellular component: mitochondrial small ribosomal subunit; ribosome. Gene Ontology annotation, molecular function: RNA binding; structural constituent of ribosome.
CAAAAUUGACUUUGAUGGAUGGCGAAAAGGCAAAAUUGCUAUUUGCACACUUCGCACGCACAGCAGCAGAGAUAGCAGCAAGGCAGACUCGGAGAUGGUGUGGCAGGUGGCAAGGCAGAGGGGCACUGUUGUUGCGAUGGCCUCAGUGUCGCGGGCAGCAUCUCGGGGCAGCGCGGUGGUGCAGGCCGUGCGUAGCGUGUGCUCUGCGCGACCCACACAGUUUCCACGACGGAAGGUGGUUGAGCCGAACCAGAGCAACAUCGUCCACGACGAGAUUAAGGAGGUGCUCAAGGGCACCAACCUCGAACACAUCCAGGACUUUCGUCACCUCUACCGGCUGCUGUACCCUGGUCCCGUACCGCCAAACUACCGGGAUCUCAUCACAGUAGACGCAGUGCGAAAGGAGCUGAUGUACCUCUUUCCGUCACCGCUGAUCCGUCCAGACUUUGACCCCAUUGCGAAACGCGUGCCGUUGGAGCAGCUGUCAAACAACUGCAUUGAGCUUGACCCCAUGUUCAGGCCCACCUCGGCCGCUCACUUCACAGGCAACCCCAAGUUCUUCAACAUGCUCGCCUACGACGAGCUAACAGCGGCGAUGACGGAGGUGUACUACCACCCGCUGUUUGAGGAGCUCGGCCAGCAGUCGCUCAAGCGCUUCAUGACGGAGACCGUCGACACCACCGUCGCCGUUCAGCAGCAGCAGCUUGACAGCAAAGGGCGGGCGCAUGCUGUUGGGAAGCGCAAGACGUCUGUUGCGCGCGUGUGGGUGUGGCCGGAGCCGGGGCCCAUGCCCAAGAUGAAGGUCAACGGUCGCCCCAUUGCAGAAUACUUCAAGGACACCGACAAGCUGCUCGCUGCCUUGGCGCCCCUUCGUCGAUUGGAUGUUGCGGACCAGUUUUCCAUCAUGUGCAACGUCCACGGCGGUGGUGUCACAGGGCAAGCUGAGGCCAUUUCGCUCGGCAUCAGCAAAGCAUUGGUGACGCUGCGGCCAGAGCUGAAGCCAGAGCUCGACAGAGAAGUAGCUAGGUAG